Blepharisma stoltei is the source of this 5837-nucleotide messenger RNA. Lineage: Eukaryota; Ciliophora; Heterotrichea; Heterotrichida; Blepharismidae. The record is from the annotation of a GenBank genome assembly.
AUGGCUGAGGCUUUUCUUAAGGUUAAGGCUCACACAGAAGAUAAUCCAGUCUACACAAAAGCAAACUUAUUAUUAAAAGCAAUUGAGCAAGUUCUCCCCAAUAAAACUCCUACACUUUAUUAUGCAAGCAUCCUUGAUCUUGUGGAAAAUCCACAAGACAUUUUGCAUCAAGAAGCUUCCUUGAUUCUUUUAGCUUGUUCUCUCCAGCCAAUUUCCAUUUCCCUCCUCCAAAAAGAGUUUGACCGUAUAAAAAAUGGUCUUAUAUUAUUUUAUUAAAAAAAACACUUUAUUUAUUUUUCUAAAAAUAAUUCUAACCUCCCUCUGUGAGUUGGCAAAGUCAUUGGGAAAAAUCAAUAUUUUUUUUCCCAAAAAGUCCCACCUCCGUUAGUGAACGAAAAUUUUUUAAUAUAAAAGUUUUAUGAAAAAUAUUUUUUAUAUAUAAGUGAUAAUUAUUAUAAAAAAAAUCUCUUGCUAAUUCUGUUUAAUUUUAUAGGUUGAUAUUUUAAAACAUCAAUUUAACAAAUUAAGUUAAUAUUUGUUUCGAAAUUAUUUCUUAUUUUAAUUUUUUUAAAAAUUGAAAAAAAAAUUAUAUAAUUUUUUAAAACAAAUUAACCUCCUCUACGAGCAAAAUAUUUGUGCUCUAACGGAGAAGGGAAUAAGUAAAAAUAGAGAAAAUUGCAAAUGAAAAAUUUCAAUAAUUCUUCAUCCUAGUAAUAAUAAAAAAUGACGUGAUCCACCUCUUAAGAGAAGACUCGCCGUAUUUAGGAAAAUACUCUGUCAAGGUCCUAGAAAGAUUAAUACAGGUUAUUCCUAAAGAAGAGUGGCAAAAUUGGGGAGAAAAAGCUAAAAUCCUAGAAAUUAUGGUGGAUUUAAUCAUGCACCCAAAUUCACAUGCAAGAAAGCAAGCAAUCACCUCUCUAGUUAAACUCCUUACUUCGCCCUCUCUGUGAGCGAGCAAGACAUUGAAAAAAUUCCUAUUUUUUUGCCAAAACCCACUCUCCGUGAGCAAACAAAAAUUUUUGAUUUAUAAGUGAUAAUUAAUAUAACAAAAUAUCUAGCUAAUUCUGUUUAAUUUUAACCAAUUGUGUUUUAAUACAUAAAUUUUGCAAAUUAAAUUAAUAUUUGCAUUCCAAUUUUAGCGAAUUGGGAUUAUUUAUUACAAAAUUUAUAUAUAAAUUUUUUAAAAAAAUUAUACCCUUACGCGAGAAAACAAAAUUUUUUGUUCACUUACGGAGCAGGAUUUAGAAAAGGCUUAAUCAAUGUCCCAAUCAUUUCAGAAUACAUCGUAAAUAAAAUGAACGAGUAUAUGGACAUGCAGCAAACCCACGCAAAAACAGAGAGUUUAAUAUACAUUUUACAAUUUUUAAGCGCAUUUUUACAAAUGCUCCCUAUAGAUUCCACUAUAUUCCUUGCCUCAAAAGUAAUGAGCCUUGCCACAUUAAACUUAACGAUAAACCUUUCAACCCAAGCCUUUUUGACAUUAGAAACUUUAUUUGCAGGCACAAAGCUUCCUUUAGACGUGAUUCAUCGGUUUAUUAUUGACUUACUAGAAAACCCACCCCUUUCCGGAGGGAAUGAAAAAUUACAAAUUGCCUAUAUGCAAGCUCUAAGCCAAGCUGUUUAUCAUUUUAAUAGCUUAGAUAGCGCAGAAUGCUAUAAAGUGCUUAGUCAGAGUAUAUCAACACUUACCGAAUAUUUAUUAUCAAAUCAAUUAGACGUCCAGCAUGCAGCCUCAAAUUCAUUAGUAUCAGUAAUUUCAAGGUGUAUUACAGAGAACCAUGCAAAAGAAUUAAACCCAUUGGAUGAGCUGGCUUUAAGCUUUGAUGUACUUAAUAUUGAAGAUAGUGGAGUUUUGCCUAUACAAAGAAUUACAGCUACUAUGGUUUAUUUAUUAAAUGAAAGAUUUUCUGAUAUUUUAGAAAUGAUUUUCCCUAUUUUAGCAAUUUUUAUUGAAAGACUUGGCCCGAAUUCUGAGCAUAUUGUGCAGAGAUUGCUACAAGAAAUUGAUCAGUUAGCAGUGAAAAACCAUAAAUAUGAGACGUUUAGCAGAUUGGUAGGAACAGCUAUAAAUACGCUAGGUGUUAACAAGUUUUUUAAUAUAAUUCCUUUACAAAUGAACUUGGUUUCUUUAGAAGACCCAAAUUUCUUACUCCUUCCCUCCGUGCGCGAACAAAACCAAGGAAAAAUCUCUAUUUUUGGCCAAAAGCCCACCCAGUGAGUGAACAAAAAAAUUUUUUUAAUAUUAAAAUUUUUGAUAAUUAUUAUAAUGAGAUCCCUAGUUAUUUUGCUGAAAUUCAUUGCACUAGUAAAUAUAAAUUUUGCAAGCUAAUUAAUCUUUGGUUUCAAAAUUCAAAAAAAUAAAUUGGAGAACUUUUGGGGACGGCAAAAAUACUGCAAGGCUCUGCAAAAAACUGCAAGGCAGUAAAAAAAUGGCAAAGCCAAGCAAAAAAAUGCAAAACUUGCAAAAUUUUUGCAAGUUUAUCAAAAAACAUUGGAAAAAAGUGCAAGCAAUUUUAAAAAAAAAGCAAAGCCAUGCAAAAAUUUUAAAAAAAAAUGAAAAAUUUCGCAAAGCAGGCAAAACUUUUGCAGAAUGGCAAAAAAGUUGCAAAAAUUGGCAAAAUCACGAUUAGAAAAUUUAACAGUAAAAUUUAAUAAUUUAUUGGAAGUGUAGUACAAUGUUAAAUGAUUUAAACAGCAUAUAAUAUAGAAAAAAUAGAAAUUAAUUUCGUGAAAUAAAUGCUAAAGUUUAAUACAAAUAUCUUUUAAAGAAAUUUUUCAAAAAACAUAACUUAAGAAUUUUCAAAAUUUUGGAAAAUUUAAAUUUGGCAAAACACUUUGUUGUAUCUCAUUUUAAAAUUUUUGCCAAAAUUAAAUUUUUCCAAAUUUGAAAAUUUUUAAGUCAUGCUUUUAGAAAAAUUCUUUAAAAGAUAUUUGUAUUAAAACUUUAGCAUUUAUUUCACGAAAUUAAUUUCUAUUUUUUCUAUAUUAUAUGCUUUUUAAAUCAUUUAACAUUGUACUACACUUCCAAUAAAUUAUUAAAUUUCACUGUUAAAUUUUCUAAUCGUGAUUUUGCCAAUUUUUGCAACUUUUUUGCCAUUCUGCAAAAGUUUUGCCUGCUUUGCGAAAUUUUUCAUUUUUUUAAAAUUUUUGCAUGGCUUUGCCAUUUUUUUACUGGCCUUGCAGUUUUUUGCAGUAUUUUUGCCGUCCCCAAAAGUUCUCCAAAUAAAUUAUUAUAAAAAUUUAUAUAUAAAUUUUUAAAAAAUAAAAUUAAGGCCCUUUCGUGAGCAAAAAAAAUAUUUUUAUUCAAUCUAGAGGGGGGAGUUAGAAAAAUCAAGAUCAUGGAUUUUGCCUAUUCUUAUUGACCGUUUAAAUAAUGGUGACUUAGGCUUUUUCUUUACAAAAAUGUUCCCUAUUGCUGAACAGAUUGAAAGACAGCAAAAUCAAGCUUUAAAUGAAGGCCUUGUAACAGCUUCUAAAAAAUAUCAAGCUUUAAUAGAACAAAUAUGAAGCACUUUUCCAGCUUUCUGCAAAAUUAAAUACUGGACACAAGAUUAUCAAAAUUAUUUACAUUCUUUACUUCCCACACUCUCAAAAAUCAUAUCAAGAGGCACGUAUCUUAGGCCUUACAUAUUAAAAGGCCUUGAAGUCUGUCUAGUGCCAAGAAACGAGCCAAUAUUCGAGUCAGUCCAAGACAAAUUUAUCCCAGUUUUAUUUAACAGCUACUUGGCUUCCCCAAGUAAAGAAGUCUUAUCAUUUAUCCUAAAAUAUCCAGCUCAUCCUGAUUAUGCUGAAAAAUUAGUAAAAGUGCUGAUCGAUAAAACUAUAAAAAUAAAAAGAGACCCUAAAGGCAAAAUGGAAGACAUAUUACUCCAUAUGAUUUUAAUUACAAAAAUGCUACCAAAAUUGAAAAUAAUUUCGGAAAGCGAUAACUUUCCCCCGCCUUUUAAAUUGAAACAAAAAAAAACCCUGUUCCAAUAAAAGACUUUUUUAUUUUUAAAAAUUUAUAAAAAAUAAAUGAAACGAAAUAUUUGAAUAUUAAUUUUUUUAUGAAAAUUAAUAUAAAGAGUUAAUUGAAUAAGUCAGAAAACUGUUCAAAUAAUAUUCUGCUUCUUUCACUAUAUUAGAUAAAAACUUGUUAUACAAAAAAUUAGUAUUUUUACUGAUUUAAAAAUUAAAAUUUUGUUUCUAUUUAAAAGGAGGCUAGUGCACCCAAAAAUUAAAAAUUUUUAUCAAUUUUUUUUUACCCAUUUAAAUGCACAGUAAGGAAAUUCUAAUCAGAUUUGCUAAUGUUUUCAUAGAGAAUGAUCAAGGAAAAAUGCAGAAAAAAGCUUAUGAUGUAAUGAGAUUGAUAUGCAAAGCUGACUCUAAAUUAGUAGAAAGCAUAGUUAUGAGUAAUUCAAUCACAAAAUGCCACGAAGUAGCUAGAAAAGCUAGAUUAAGAGUAUUUGAUGAAUUAACAAACCAUUGGAAUUACCAAGAACUUACUGAAAAAUUAAAUACAUUAAUUAUAGAAAUCAUGCACUCUUUAAGAUCCAAUAGCAAAAAAACCAGAGAAACUUCAAAAGGAUUUAUCCUUAAAAUCGGAGAAUUUAUGAGUAACCAAGGACAAUUUUUAAUCCUUGUAAACACAGUUCUAGCUGGCCUAGCUUCUGUAAUUGAUACCACAAAAUCUGCAACAAUUGAUAUCCUUUCUUGCCUUCUUCGUCAUUUUAUUAAAAACGAAGAACAAUCAGGCCAAAACAUUUUUGACUCUUAUGACAGCCAGCAAAAUUAUUUAUGUGAAUUAUGCACAACUAUCAGCUAUCUCCUGGCAGAUCCAAGCAAAGAAGUAAACAGAGCUGUGCUAAAAUUCUUUAAAGAUAUCAUUUCUUUGCUAAGUACAGAAAAAGCGAUAUCAAUACUAGACAAAGUUUUGGGAGGAAUUUUCUCAAAUAUGGUAUUCAGUGUUACCUAUUUUUUAGCAUUUUUAUUUUUUUUAUAAAUUUAUUUUCCGAAAAUAUAAUAUUUUGGCGUGAAAAAAUGAUUUUUAUAUUGCUAGACUAUGGCAAUAAAAACCUAAUAAAUAAUAGAAAAAAAUACACUAAAAGUCAAAGUCAGAUAUGUAAUAGAAAAACUUUUAAAGAAAAUCGGGUAUGAAGAAUUAGAAAAAAGAUUCCCAGAGAAACACAAAAAAUUAUUGCACUAUAUCGCAAGAGAUGUGAAGAAAAAACACAAAAAAGAAAAUAAAGCUAAAAAAGAAAAGGAGCAGGAAAAAGAUGAAGAAAUGAUAGACGUAGAUAACCCUAUCAGAGAAGAAAAACAAGCUCCAGCGCCUGCUCUUCCUAGAGAGUAUCAUUUUAUGAACGAAUUAGAUAUCCCAGCAAUGCCAAAAAUAAAACAAAAGACUCAAACAAAUAAAUCAAAAGACGUGCAAAUUGUCGGAGGAAAAUUCGUUAUUAAUGAAGAUCCUGAGAAGCGUCAGCGCUCAGAUUCUGAAAAUGAAGAGCAAACUGAUGAAGUUUUAUACCAAAUAAAAAUAAUUAAUUAAUUUAUUUAUAUAAUAGCUUUUUCCCUAUAGCAUGCUUUGAAACACCCCAAUAGGCAUAUAUAAAAAACGGAAAGUAAAUGAUGAUGGCAUCGUUGUAAAUUCCACAGGCGACGAAUAUAAAUCAAACAGUGCAAAAGGUGACAUGAACAAGCCAGGAAAAGCCACUCCUCACGCAUAUGUUCAAUUUAACGCAAAAAUCCUGAACAAGCGCAAGCGUGUCAAGAUUGCGAAUAAAAUGAAUAAUUUGAUUAAAACAGCCAAACAAGGUGUUCUGAAAGGUUUGAAAGCAAGAAAAAGAAAAAAUGCUUAA